AUGUCUUUCACGCUCGAUGACUUGCUUGGACCGGCGAAGUCUGAUGGCUUCGAGAUGUUUGGGACUCGCACACCACAGCCAUCGACUUCGUUAGCAGCUGGUGCAGCUGACGACAUGUUUUCUGACUGGAAAGCGAGUGACAAACCUAGUAAAGCGGGGGAAAAUACAAAGAAACUAAUCAAUUUCAACAGCCUGGUGGACUUUGACCUUGAUAGCGGUUUUAGUAAGUUUGACAUUUCCAUGAGUGACCUCGAUUUCGCCGAUACGAAUUCAGACUCUCCAAAAGCUGAACCGGCAAAUACGAGGCCAAAGCUUGACCAAGGUCUUUCGCUCGCGUCAUCCAUGAAUGAUGAAGAGAAAGGCGAAUGUGAAACUGAGUUUGGAGAUUGCGAAACUUCUGGGUUACCUGAAAAUGAAAAACAUACGGAAGAGCCAACUCAAGAUGCUAAAGCGUUGAGUCAAGACAUUCCACAGCUAAAUGAAUCCGAGAUCCAAUGUCCGAGAGAAGUCAACAAUACUGACAACGAGCCAACUGCUCGAAACAGCCCAGGAAAGACUUCAAAUGUGUCUCCUAACCCAGCAAAGAGUCAGACGAGUCUAGACGUUCAGCAGGAUGAACCGCUGGAGCCCUUUGAGACUACAGAACCGCUGCAAUCUUCCAAGCCUGUUGAGCCGCUGGAGUCCUCUGAGUCUGAUGAACCGCUGGAGUCCCCUAAGCCUGCUGAACCCCUGGAGACUUCCAAGCCUGCUGAACGUUUGGAGUCUGCCAAGCCUGUUGGACCUCUAGCCAGCCCUGCUGAACCUCUGGAGUCUUCCAAGCCUGCUGAACUUCUGGAGUUCUCAAAACCUGCUGACCCACAGGCGACCAAGAAACCUGAACAACUAAUUGCCAAUUCUCAAGCACCAAAUGAUAAUCAUUCUGAAGUGUUGAUGGCAAGUAAAAGCAUGCUUGAACUCAAUAAGCCAUCUGCUGCAUCGGAUCCCGGCAAAAGAGGGAUAUCAAAGGCGUCGUUGACUCAGACAAGAAUGAGCAUGAAUUUAACUGGACAGUCAGCUCGAUUGGCUAACACGAGUGUCAAGCUACUUGGGGAAGUUCGAGCGGAAUCAGCAGUUCCAGCUGCUUCCAUGUUUAAAGCAAGAGGUCCACAGUCCACAUUGCCAACAGCGAGUUCUCUUGGACAGACACCUGGUGUUGGAAAGCCUAUGCCCGCCCGCAUCUCCUCCCUCACGAGCUUGAACAAAUCUACAAGCUUGCCGCUCAGUCGAAACGCUCCCAAAGAACCCAGCUCAAUGAGUCUGGGCCGUCAACCAGCGGGAAAGCAGAGAUCCAUCAGCAGCUCCAUCCAAGAAAAGAGUUCUGUGAAGCCACUUUCCCUUGCAUUGCGCGCCAGCAUCAAGCCUGGAGGAGAAUCAGCUAGACCUGCAAAUCAAACUUUGAAGGUAUCAACAAGCACCAACCGCCUAUUUUGCCAGGGAAAAACUACAACUGAGAAUGGAGCUGUGGGAAACAGGAUCAGCAGUUUGCGAAAGUUGCCUUCUAUUUCCAGCAAACCUACUGUGGCAACGUCAGUUCAGCCUCGGGUGGCUGACCUCCGAGUUGAUGAAGCCUCGCCAGGCACAUCAGCUAAGCCCUCAGCUUUGGAAUCACAGCUGAAUAACACAUUUGUUUUCGGGCAACAAUCUGCAUCUGCACUGGAUAACAGCACUUCGCUCAGCAAGGACGUGACGGAUGUAUCCAAGCCUGACGCACAAGAAAUUCUUCUUAUAGAACCAGCUGAAGAAAAGCAAGACAACGGUGACAUGACUUUAUCGUUUUCUGCUGCUGAAAUAGCGGCUAAGGGGCAAGAUGAUGUGCAGAACAUGGGGAUGGUGGUUAUGCAAGCUGGCAGCAGACAGCUAACGGAAAUCCAGAACAAAGGAAUUGGAGAGUUGAGCAAAGAGUUUGAAGGAGAGGCAACAGGAGUUGAUGAGCUUGAUCAGGUGUACAGGAUGCUGCAGCGGAAGCAUGAAGAAGCAAAAGAGCUACUUGUGAGGGUGAUGAUCAACCACAACCUGUUGCUGCGAAUGAAUGAGAAAUACAGCUACGAGAACAUAGAGAAGAAGAGGCAAGACAUUCUGAGCUUGAUUUCACGUGACACUGCCGAGGAAUAG
Molecule: messenger RNA, 2151 nt
Organism: Closterium sp. Yama58-4
Lineage: Eukaryota; Viridiplantae; Streptophyta; Zygnematophyceae; Desmidiales; Closteriaceae
Source: the annotation of a GenBank genome assembly